This is a messenger RNA of Aphidius gifuensis, 2118 nucleotides long. Its product is annotated as neprilysin-2-like. Gene Ontology annotation, molecular function: metalloendopeptidase activity. The transcript is spliced from 3 exons. Gene Ontology annotation, cellular component: plasma membrane. NCBI's taxonomy places the organism in Eukaryota, Metazoa, Arthropoda, Insecta, Hymenoptera, Braconidae. Gene Ontology annotation, biological process: protein processing. The coding region runs from base 19 to 1956 and encodes 645 amino acids. The record is from RefSeq and is a predicted model, not a curated record.
UAAUAAUAAUAUAUAUGUAUGUUUUUUUUUACAUCCGGAUAUUUAGCUUCUCGAAUGUUAAAAAUGAUAGACUCAAGUAUUGAGCCUUGUCAUGAUUUUUAUCAGUUUUCCUGUGGAGGUUUUUUAAAGUCUUCCGAAUCAACUGAUGGUUUAAGUCAAGUAGAAAGAUUGUCGAAAGUAGAUGAUAAAUUUCUUAAAAAUUUUAAAACAAUACUCGAACAAAAUAGUUCAAUUGAUGAGUUUAAAUAUUUAAAGCUUGCCAAGACGUUAUACAAAGCUUGUAAUAAUAAAAGUACUAGUACAUUUUUCAAUUCAGUGAAGCCCAGUGGAGGCUGGCCUGUUUUAAAAGGAUCUCAAUGGAAUGAAAAUGCAUUUGAUUUCAACAAAACCAUAUUUAAUGUUGGUAAUACAACACAAUGGAAAAAUUAUUUUUUUCAAUUUGAGUUAUAUUUGGAUGAUUCUCAUAUCAUAAUUGAACCGUAUCCAUCUGACUUGAGUUUAGAAGAUUUUAUUCAAGGUCGUAAUAAUUCUGAAGUCAAUGCUUAUUACAAUACCACGUUUACGUCUGCCUUUAACUUGGAUGCUUCAAUUUACAAUAUGAAUUACACAGAUGACCUUGAAAAAAUGAUUGAUUUUGAGAUUGAGCUAGGUCGUGCAAGACUUUCAAAAGAACAACAAUUAAAUCCAAUUUUUGAUACAGUUGAAAUGACACUCAGUGAUUUGAUAAAUAAUUAUUCUUUUUUUAAUUGGCAAGAAUAUAUCAAUUAUCAUCGUGAUUCUCCAGUUAACUCAUCGACAAUUAUUAUUAUUGAAAAUAUUAGUUAUAUGAAAAAAUUACAAUAUUUGUUAAAGUCAACAGAAACAAAAACUAUAGCCAACUAUAUUAUGUGGAAACACAUAUAUAGUAAUUGGAUAUCAGCUGCAUUGGCCCUCAACGAAAAGUGUGCUGAUUUUGUAUUGGAUAAGCUUCCAAUUGCAGCGGGAGCAAUUUAUGUUCAAUAUCAUAAUUUUCCUAAAUUAACAAAUGCCCACAAUCAUCUUUUGGAAAUAAGUUUGAAUAUCAAAGAAAAAUUUAAUGAAAUGAUCGAAGAGACUGAUUGGAUGGACGAUGAAACCAAGAACAAAACUAAAAAAAAACUCAAAUUAUCUAACAAUAUUAUUGGCUAUUUAAAUGAAUUUACAAAUAAUUCAAAAGUUGAUGAAUAUUAUAAAAAUUUAGAGCUAUUUGAUGAUGAAAAUGUUUUUGAUUCAAUCGGGAAAAUCGAUUUAUUUGAACGAAAAUAUAUGCUGACAUAUAAUAACGAAAAUAUAUGGCCUAUUUUGGGAACUUACAUGAUUCGUGGAGUUGCUGCUUUUCAUCCUUAUUCAAACUCUAUAGUGGUUUCGUAUAAAAUACUUACAAAUGAACUUUUUGAUUUUGAACAACCGAAUUACAUAAAUUAUGCUGUGUGGGGUUCAAUAAUAGGCCAUGAAAUUACUCAUGGUUUUGAUAUUAGUGGGAAAAAUUUCGACGCAACAGGUCGUUUAAAUGAUUACUGGACAGCACUUUCAACAAAAAAUUUUCAUAACAAAUCAAAAUGCAUUAUUGAACAAUAUGAAAAUUAUACAGUUCCAGAAAUUGGGUUGAAGUUGAAUGGACGUCUUACACAAGGUGAAAAUGUUGCUGAUAAUGGUGGAUUGAAAGCUGCUUAUCGAGCCUAUGAAAAAUCAUUAAAUAUGGAUAAACGACUUCCUGGUUUGGUCUACACUCCAAAACAGUUGUUUUGGAUAAGUUAUGCGAAUUUAUGGUGUAACAAAACUACCCCGCAAGAUAUACUAUCAGAUAUUGAUGACGAACAUGCGCCAAUCAAAUUUCGAAUUGUUGGAACUUUAUCAAAUAUGCCAGAGUUUGCAAAAGAUUUUAAUUGUCCAUCUGGAUCCAACAUGAAUCCAAUUAAAAAAUGUUCUGUCUGGUAAAACAUAUAUAUUUAAUUUAUCGGUUUAAAUAAUCAACAAUAACAAUAAUAUUUGUAAAAAAAAAAAAAAAUUAAAUUCCAAUCUCUAUUUUAAUUUAAUUUGCAUAGUCAAAUAAUUUUCAAAAAAUAGCAUCAAACAACAGUUCAACUCUUUAAAAAUAAA